Molecule: messenger RNA, 2265 nt
Organism: Enhydra lutris kenyoni (northern sea otter)
Lineage: Eukaryota; Metazoa; Chordata; Mammalia; Carnivora; Mustelidae
Product: transmembrane protein 230
Exons: 5
Coding region: 200-580 (126 amino acids)
Biological process (GO): synaptic vesicle transport
Cellular component (GO): synaptic vesicle; endomembrane system
Source: RefSeq, a predicted model, not a curated record
GGUUGGCAGUUAGGUGAGGCAGGCCAUGAGGCCUCAGGCGCUUCUGCUGCCAACCGUGAGCGAGCUGUCGGCACGCGGGCGGCCUGGCGCUGCGCUCCGACUGUAGCUUGUCAGUGUGUUAUGAUGCCGUCUCGUACCAACCUGGCUACUGGAAUCCCCAGUAGCAAAGUGAAAUACUCAAGGCUCUCCAGCACAGACGAUGGCUACAUUGACCUUCAGGGAGAAACUAACUGCUAAAGCCAACAGAUUGUGGGAAUCUUCCUUCUUUCCUGAUGUCAUGAGAUCCAAUUUAUUAAAGGUAUUCUUUUGGCAAACAUUUAAGAAGAGUCCUCCUAAGAUCCCAUAUAAGGCCAUCGCGCUUGCGACAGUGCUGUUUUUGAUUGGGGCCUUUCUCAUAAUCAUAGGCUCCCUCCUGCUGGCUGGCUAUAUCAGCAAAGGGGGGGCAGACCGGGCCGUUCCCGUCCUGAUCAUUGGCAUCCUGGUGUUCCUGCCAGGAUUUUACCACCUGCGCAUCGCCUACUAUGCAUCCAAAGGCUACCGGGGUUACUCCUACGAUGACAUUCCAGAUUUUGAUGACUAGCUAACCCACCCUCAACCCUGAGAAGAGUCACAGAUGGGACUGAGACCAGCUUUAAGAUACUGAGCGGAAACUGGCAAAGGGCUAAGGCAUUCUGCAGUUUGCAGAUGUUAAACAAAAGAAUGGCCAGAUUUUACGGGUCCAUCCUCAAGAUGUCAACUGAGCUUGCAAUGACAAAUUAACUAAUUAGGACAUGCUCUACUUUUCAUCUCCUGGCUCUGGCAAAAGCUGUUAAGUUUUUCCACACGAAUAUGUAUCUUGGAAGAGUAGCAAUGUUAAUGAUGUGGGAAAGUAGGAGGUUCUUGUGUAGUGCAGAAUGUUACUGCUGCCACCCUUGUUAGAGUUCAGCAUUUCUUUUAAAUAGUCCUCAUUGUCAGUUCUGGUAGCAAAUGGAAGAAUUUAAUAUGUCAAAUUUCAUGUUACUAGUAAUUUAUUUUGAAAACAUCUAAGUAGCUUACCCCUACACUCAUCUCUCACUUUGUGUUCUAGUGGAAGACCUUGGCAAAUCAAAUGUCAAUGUAGGUGCAUCUGUAAUAUUUUUUACUUGCUUUCUUAUUAACAGCAGCCAGGACUUUUUUAAGUCUCAGAGCAAGUUCCUAGAAGGUAAACACCCCUCUGUUCACUAGUCCUUGGUCAGCCACCAGUAAGCUGGCCAGCAUAAAAUAUGGGUUAUUCUGUUCUUUGUAGAUCAAGAUGUUCUGUAUAUCAUGCCUUUAAGGACUGGAUUUUGGCUGUUUCCUAAGGAAAAAAAUGUAGAUAAGUGGUUGUUAUUUAGAGAUUAUAAACUUGUUGUUAGCAUCUUGCAUUAUGAUGUCAUUCUGCUGAAGAUUGCAAGACUCAGCCUGGAUUCCUAGAUGGACUAGACUGCCGUGGUUUGAUUCUGGUUCCUAGCUUGCACAAAGUGACAUAUUCAAAAGAAAUUAAAAUGUCAAAAUCUAAACCUAGACUUAUAGUGAGUUAAUUUCAAGUAUAUUUCAGAAAACAUGUUAGUGAUUAUAUGAUAUCUUUGAUCCCAGUACCCAGGACCACCUUCUUUUUUAGAGAAUGGGCCUUGUGGGUCAGACUGCUUUUCAGUCAUCCUCUUACUUUGAGCUUAUGGACAUGGGCAACUAGAAGCCUGGAAGGGCCAUCAGCUGAGAUUUGGAGGGCUGUGGGUAGAAAAAGUUUAUUGGGGGAGGUGAGUUCAUUUUUGGAUGUGGUAAAUUAUAGAUGCAUACUCUACAUCCACAUGAAACUGUUUAGUAGGCAAUUGCAAACCGUGGAUCUGGAGUUCAGGAGAUAAUUUAGGCCAGGGAUAGAAAUUAGGGAGUCAUUGUUGGGACAAUAUCUAAAAGCUGGAUGAUACUACCCACAGAGUGAGUGCAUAUGGGGAAAAAACCAGCACUCGAGGAAUGAGGGACAGAGGGGUGUGAUGUGAAGCAACCUCUGAAGUUAGGUGCAUUUGGUAAUGGGAGAGGAGUGGAGUCCCUAUGUGGAGAUGACAGGCACCAGGCAAGAAUUGUCACUACCAGGGGCUGGAACUGAGACAGAUCUCUGGAUAUAGCUGCAGGCUCCUGUCCCUUUAGCCAGGAUCUGAACAUUUGGGCCUAGUAAUGGGAGAGGAGUGUGGCGAGGCCAGUACUCUAAUUGAAGCUCCUGGGCCUUGACACUGGAGUUGUAAAGAGAUCAAUAAAACUUUAUACUGGGAA